AUGCCCUCCGGAUCCUCAAAAUCCUCCCGAGUCAUUUUUUACCCCAUCCGACGCGAUGGGGAACCCAUCGUCGCCCACAUUCCUCUUCGAGCCCAGACAUCCUUCGCUUCCAGCGUUGGAUCCGUCGAGCUGAUGCCUUCGGCCUCGCGGUCUGCUCAGCAGCGCGCUCUGCGCCGUAGUCGAUCCAGAACCGCCCCUUACAUGGUUCCUCGUCAACCAGCACCAGGUACCUCAAGAGGGUUGGGUCAGCGUCAUCCUCGCGAGCGCACGGCUGGUCCGUCGCGCCUGGGCGCUGCUCGAGUGAAGAUCGAAGAGGAUGAUGAUGCGCAUGGAGAUAACACUCAUGAAGCUGGUGGACCCGCCCCUGCUGCGCCCCCGAGGGUUACCCGUCCCUCUGGCGCUCCUCCGGUGGCACCGCCAGUAGCGCCUCUGCCGCCUCCGGCGCCACCGGCGGUAGCUGAUGUUCCCGCUGCGCCUCCGCUGCGCCUCCCCAUGCCCCCGGCUGCUGCUGUACCUGCCGCGCCUCCCUUCGGCCAAGGUCCUCCCGCUAUGGCACCUCCUCAACCCCCUGCCGUACCUCAGGUUCCCCCUUUGCAGGCGGCUGUGCCUCUUGCUCCCGCUCCACACCCAGCGUUCCCCGCCGCACCCGCAGCUGCAGUACCUUUUGCGCAGGCGGCUGCAGCAGCUCACCAUGCUCUCCACGACAUGUACGAGACCGCGCCCAAUCAGACGGCCAUCUAUGGGAUGAAUUGGAACUGUCUCUGCUAUUAUCGGCAUGGGAUCCGUGGGCAAGCUCUGCCUGAGCACUGCCAUCCUCCGCCGCUUCCAGGCCACCUUCGCCCUUUGGAAAAUGACAGAAUCUUCGUCAUUUUUGUCAACGAUUUUGAUCCAUGGUCAUUACCGCAGAUAUGGAUACACGAGGCGCAGGAUGGCGCUGAUGCACAGUGGCAUCGUACACAAAAUGGCUGCCGCCGGCUUGUGGACGGUCGAUCCUAUUAUCUUUGCGUCGAUAGAGAUAGGUUGGCGGUGCGCUGGUUAUCACAUUCUUACUAUAAAAGGGUAGAGCUUGCGCGUAAACAACCGAGACGUCUUCGUCAAUAG
Messenger RNA from Schizophyllum commune H4-8, 1101 nucleotides. RefSeq lists its product as uncharacterized. Bases 1 to 1101 code for a protein of 366 amino acids. NCBI's taxonomy places the organism in Eukaryota, Fungi, Basidiomycota, Agaricomycetes, Agaricales, Schizophyllaceae. The record is from RefSeq and is a predicted model, not a curated record. The transcript has 4 exons.